Molecule: messenger RNA, 3132 nt
Organism: Rhea pennata
Lineage: Eukaryota; Metazoa; Chordata; Aves; Rheiformes; Rheidae
Gene: SHLD1
Product: shieldin complex subunit 1
Exons: 6
Coding region: 600-1265 (221 amino acids)
Biological process (GO): regulation of double-strand break repair via nonhomologous end joining
Source: RefSeq, a predicted model, not a curated record
CAAGCCUGGAGGCAAACAUCCUUGACAAGGAUGUGCUGAAGGAAACUCCUGAGGAAGAAUACCUCAAGGAUGAUCUUGGAGUGAAGGGUCAAAUAAGCUGUGGCUGACAGGAUGGGUGCGGCUGUUGUUUUGAGCUCCCUGGAAUCUUCUGUAGGUCAAGAAGGAGUGGAGAAGAGCUGCUGGUUGCAACUCACAGGUUCAAGGAGCUCAUUCUCAGUUUGGGCGCAGCCUGGAGGCUGAGGAUUGGGCUCAUUCCUGGGUUUAUGGCACCUUUUGCUUGAACCAGUUUCAACCAUGACUGCUGGAGUGGUUUUGUCAUGUACCAGCUAUAAUACACUGAUAAAAGGAAGGAACAAAGUAGGAACUUGGACUACUCCCAGUACUGGAGGCAGCUUUACUGGUUUUGCUGAUGAUGCAGUUGUAAAUGAAGGCAAAGACUAGAUAGCAAUGACAAGGGCUACAAGGGAGGUGUUGCUCCACCAGGAGGGCACAGAACCCCUCAUCUUUCAUGGGAGGAAGAGGGAAAGAGGAAGGAAGUGAAGGUGAGCCACCAAGGAAGGAGACAAGGACAGUGACGAGGAGCUGUUCCCAGUGGGACCAUGGAAGGAAAAGAGACCUCACCAAGUCCUUAUUUGGAGGAAAGCAGCAUGUUGGACCUACCCUCUGCUUGUGACCUGGCAGAAAACUUUAUACCUCCAUGCAGCAUGGAAAACAGUGAGGAGCCUUGUUUUUCUGUGGUUACUCUUCCCUCUCCACCCACAGGAGAAAGCGGGCUACCCUCUGCAGUUCCUGGAGGCUGUUCCACUACAGGCGCUGAGAAAGCAAACACGAUCUGUGCCCCAAAAGCUGGGCUGCAUGAGCCCACUGAGCCUAGUGCAGCUGCACUAUCAUGGGUGUACAAACAUGACAGUGCCGAAGAUACUAGUGUUGGGAAAUCUCUUGACAGCUUCUACAAAAAGUAUUGUGAAACACAGUUGGGCAGAAGGGAUCCCACCUGUGAGGCUGGGUCACGCUGUCUGUCGCAGAAGAUCUCGGAGUUAGCAAACCGGGAGGGAAUGAAAUACGCUUUGCGUUGCCUGCAGAUGGCCCAGGUGGUAUUGAACAGAGAUGGAUGCAAAAUCUUCCCAAAUCACCCCACCACUGCUUGUUUCGCAAAGCCAGCUGAGGGAGAAGUUGUGCUGGAAGAGAGAACGAGAACACCUGGACUGUCGGAUGAUGUCCUGCAGCUCCUCUUGAAGCAAACACGGACAGCGCACAGCCCCUGACGUGUUGCAUGAGACAGGAGCAAAGUGCUGGUUUGCUUCUGCCAUCAGAGCUGUAAAGGAUUUGUCUCCGCGUGGAUGGCCGAUAGCUGCGAGUGUUUGCCCAUGAACAUAGGAUUCUGCAGUGUGUAAUGCUGCUGGCCUGGCUGCACUUAUUCCUGGCUCGCACCCGAGAGCAAAAUGGGAUCUGUGUGGUCGGGGUGCCAGUGGGGAGGUGGCUGCCGUGAUGCUUUCCAACAAAGUUUGUUUAAAGGUGUCUGUGCAAAUGUGUCAACCAAAACAAGAGGUCAUAGGGAUUUUGAUCUGGGUGAGUUUCUGGGGCACAAAAAAAGUGUAUGUGGGCAUGUAUGAGAGAGGAAUACAGCUUCUGAGUAGAUUUUCUUUUUUUAGCAGAGGAAAAAGAAAGAAAAGCUUUGUCGCCUUAGUGAUGUUUCUAACACUUCAAAUGCGCCAGCUGAGUAGAGUUGUGACUUUUUUUUUUUUUCCCUGUCUACAUGAGCUGGCAAAAGAGCAAACUAAAAUAGCUUCCUGGGGUGUUCUGCCACAGUGUUUGCAGGGAAGCUGUGGCACUGGAGCCUGCUGCCCUCUUAUCCAACUACUGGGAAAUACAGAGCACCAGGGAAAAGUAGAACUAAACUCUGAGCAAGUCCAAGCUGGUGGUUUGGUUGGUUGCUUCAGUGCUGAUUUCUCCAUCUCUCUCCCUGCUAAGCAAAUGCCAGUAUAUCCAACACUCUGCUGCUGCAGAUGCCCAGAACUUGCCCUGGUUUUAGUUGGCAAGAUCACUACUGGUGUUGAUGAGCCCAACACAUGGGUUUCCAAGCUUGGCUUGUGGUGACCUGAGUCACCAGCUCCCAGCUGCUGGCUAUGGUCAUUGCCAUGUGUGUGGACUUAACUGCUCAGGAGACCCAGAGCACUGUAAUCAAUCAUUAGAGCUUCUGUUAACUAAUUUGCAAUUAAGAUUAUAACAUUUGUGUUUUUGAAUGAUGUCUCAAACUCUUGCAGAGACACUUGGGUGGGAAAAGAUAGUUGCAUAAUAGUCAUCACUCAGCUUGCCAGGCCCAUUGCUUUGAUGCAGUUUUUGCUUUGCUUUACAAAAUGCUGAGGAUUGAACACUUCUUCUGGAAGGCUUGCAAGUCAGAGAGACCUGCUGGGAAAAACUGAGUUUGUCUUCUCCAAACUUUACUGUUGGUUUUCAUAAAAAUUUAGAACAAACCUAAUUGUUUUAUGAUUUGUUUUCAUAAUGUAGAUGCUUAACGAAGCAGAAUAGAGCUCAGCUGGAUGUAUUAGGCUCCAAAAAUCACAUUGACUUUAAUGUUAACAAAACAAGUUAGCUAUUUAGGGGAGUCUGACAAACUUGCCAGACACCUAACUGGUGUUAGGAGUCUAAGUAUCUUUGAGUUUAAAAUACCUAAUCAUUCCUGCCAUAAAAUGAACUGCUCCAUGUCUGGAGAAACCUCUUAAUUUUAGGAGGUGUUUCGUUGGGAUUUUAUAGCUCAAUUGCUUCUAUUAAGUUAAACAAGACUGCUGCAUGGAGAAUAAACACCCAUCACUCCUUUUCACACUUGCUGCUAAUUAAUUUUUUACGAACCUGUGCUGGAACCUGCUGUAUGUAUUUCCAAGUCUGCUGAAAGCCAAAUGAUAUGCAUUACUCAUUUCCUGAUAAAUGUCUCCUUAGUUUAUUCAAGACUGGGGGAAAUGAAUGCAUCACUCCCCUCUGUCAGAUGUUCCAGGCUAAAACCCCCAAUUGUUUUGAACACAUUUCACUUUAAAGAAGCGCAGUGCUAUUUGACAUUUUAUGGUGCUGCUCAGAAUAAAUUGUAAUGAUGAGUAUUAUUGCUGCUGAGCAAAAGCACAGGUGGUCCGCCAUGUC